UUUUGUCCCUCGACUCUUUCCGUCAUGAACGGAUCGUGUUGCCAGGAGACGGCGGAAGUGUUUGACUGCCUCCACGAUGGAGAAGUAUGAGAAAAUCAAAGUUGUUGGAAGAGGAGCAUUUGGGAUUGUCCACCUGUGUCGCCGACGCAGCGAUGGGGCCUUUGUCAUCUUGAAGGAGAUCCCGGUGGAGCAGAUGUCCAGGGAUGAACGCCUGGCCGCUCAGAACGAGUGUCAGGUGCUGAAACUGCUCAACCACCCAAAUAUCAUUGAGUACUAUGAGAACUUCCUGGAAGACAAGGCUCUCAUGAUUGCUAUGGAGUAUGCACCAGGUGGAACCUUGGCUGACUAUAUACAGAAGCGCUGUAACUCCCUGCUGGAUGAAGACACCAUCCUUCACUUCUUUGUGCAGAUCUUGCUGGCCCUGUACCACGUGCACAACAAACUCAUCUUGCACAGGGACCUCAAGACGCAGAAUAUUCUCCUCGACAAGCACCAGAUGAUUGUCAAAAUCGGUGACUUUGGAAUCUCCAAGAUCCUUGUCAGCAAAAGCAAAGCAUACACUGUGGUUGGGACACCAUGCUACAUCUCACCAGAGCUGUGUGAGGGAAAGCCGUAUAACCAGAAGAGUGACAUCUGGGCUCUGGGUUGUGUCCUCUAUGAGCUGGCAAGCCUCAAGAGAGCCUUUGAGGCGGCUAAUCUCCCAGCCCUGGUUCUGAAAAUCAUGAGUGGCACCUUCGCCCCGAUAUCUGACCGUUACAGCCCGGAACUUCGUCAGCUCAUCCUCAACAUGCUCAACCUCGAUCCCUCCAAACGGCCUCAGCUCAAUGAAAUCAUGGCUCUGCCCGUCUGCAUCGGACCGCUGCUCAAUCUCUACACAGACAUUGGAAGUGUCAAGAUGCGCAGGAUCGAGAAACCACUAUCCACUGUGCAGACUGGUCCUCAAGGCAGGGCAGGAGCACGAGUACCGACCAACAGAUCCAGAGAUGGACCAGGCAUGUCUGCAACAGGAAAGGUGCAUUCCCUGCGCCUGUCUUCAGUGUACACUUGGGGCAGCGGCAUUUCCAGCCCGCUUCGUCUGCCCAUGCUCAACACUGAGGUGCUCCAGGUGUCGCUGGGCCGGACUCAGAAGAUGGGGGUGACAAAGACAGGCCGUCUGAUCACGUGGGAGGCUCCCUUUGUGGGAUCCGCCGAGCUCAGUCUGCCUGGAGCAGUGGAGCAGAUGCAGCCUCAGUUCAUCUCACGCUUCCUGGAGGGUCAGUCUGGAGUCACCAUCAAGUUGGUAGCCUGUGGCGAUCUUUUCACCACCUGCAUGACAGACAGGGGCAUCAUCAUGACCUUUGGAAGCGGAAGUAAUGGCUGCUUGGGACAUGGGAACUUCAAUGAUGUUACACAGCCCAAGAUAGUGGAGGCGCUCCUCGGCUACGAACUGGUCCAGGUGUCCUGUGGUGCCUCCCACGUGCUGGCCGUGACCAAUGAGAGAGAAGUAUUUGCCUGGGGAAGAGGAGACAAUGGUCGCCUCGGGCUGGGCACCCAAGACGGCCAUAACUGUCCCCAGCAGGUGUGUUUACCUGUGCAAUUUGAAGCCCAGAGAGUGGUGUGUGGUGUGGACUGCUCCAUGAUCAUCAGCACUCAGAGCAGCAUUACAGCAUGUGGAAGCAACAGGUGCAACAAGCUGGGUCUAGACAAAAUAAGCGGCGGUGAGGAACCAAGCCCCUCCAAUCAGGUGGAGGAGGUCCACUCUUUUACUCACGUUCAAUCAGCUCCUCUCAACACAGAGAAGAUUGUCUGUAUUGACAUUGGUACGGCGCACUCUGUCGCCGUUACAGAGAGCGGCCUGUGCAUUACCUUUGGUAGCAACCAGCAUGGUCAGAUGGGCUGUAGUUCUCGCCGGGGCAGUCGUGUGCCCUACCUGCUGCCCAGCCUUCAGAACAUUACCAUGGCUGCUUGUGGAGAUGCUUUCACUCUAGCCAUUCGAUCCGAUGGCGAGGUGUACACCUGGGGAAAGGGCGCCCGCGGACGCCUCGGAAGAAAAGAGGAAGACAUGGGCAUACCCAAGGCGGUGCAGCUCGACGAGAGCCACACGUUCACGGUGACAUCGGUGGCUUGUUGUCAUGGCAACAGCCUGCUGGCGGUGAAACCUUUGCCUGAUGAAGCUGUCCCAAGAUGACCACAACGGCUGCAAUUGUCAAUUCCACCCAAAGAACACAGAUGGUUCCAGCCAAAAGAUUCUCCUAUGGCCUAAAACACGUCAGUCUUGAACAAAACUAUUAGAAUCCAAGGAGUCAACAGGAUCACCAUAUUUCUUUGCAUUCAUCCCAAAGCGGGUUUCACGGGGCUCUUCUUCACCAAACUCAACCAAGCAUAUUUUCAUGGGCAUUGUUUGUGCUUUGUGCCCUGGGAAAGAAAAAGGUCUUCCCUAAACUGUUCCCACAGAUGCAAGCAUAGGAUUUUUUUUGUAUAUUUACUGUACAGUGUCGCAACCGCUGUGCUGCGCCACACAAUGUGCUUAGUUCUGUCAUGGCAGGAAGUCAUUGGCCCGCUGUCACACGGUGAAGCCAUUGUCCUCCCUCACGUGCACGAUGAACCACGAAAAGGCCAGCAAGCUGGUUUGACGACCUCUUAAGCCAGCUGGCAGGUGAAUGAGUUGUUACAAACGAGCACACGAGCCCCGAAAGAAAGACAAGAAGGAAAGAAAAAAACACUUCAGUGUUUAGCAAGUCAUCAGUCAAAUGACCCAAACCUGAUGGAACGUUGAUCCCGUCCACAGUGGUCACAUUAUGCUUUAUUGGAUUAGCCCUCCACUGCACUUGUGUGUCAAAGCAGAUAACGACAUGCUGCCAAGUGUUCAAGACUUAUAACACCGUUGUUUCUGCAGUAAAAACAAGUAUUUUACUUAUAGUAUUACAUAUUUCUUACACAAAAAAAACAAUAUUUCUGUGGAUUUCAUUGGAGAAGAGCGCCUCUGGGGGCUGCUUAAGAAGCAUACAAAGAGGUAGAAUUGGGAUGUGAUGCUUGUUGGAGGUUUUAAAUGUGGGUUAUCGUGUGUUUUGAGCUCAAAUCUAAUUAUGGAAGAAAUAGGUGCCUCCACCUUUGUAAUGUGCCUCAUUAGCUGUUAUUAUUAUGAGUAGAUUUACCAUAACAUCCCAUUGUAUUGUUAUUGUGUGUUGUAGUGUGUGACCACUUCAAAAAAAAAACUGCAAUUACGUUUUAUGCACCAUUUUAUCUGUUUCAAUAGCAAUUGUCUCCCAUGUGGCUGUAUUACCAUUGUUUCCUCCAGUGAUGAUGUAAUGGUGAUGUAAUGCCGUUGCAAUACAGCAGGUGAAAACUGAUCUGUGUGCCAGGUGUGUGUGCUCUGUGUUGUACCCAUGUCAUACAAAAGGUGAAAGGUAUGUUCACGGGUAGGGAAAAGAUGUAUUAUUAAUUGUUGCUUUAAUUGGGAAAAAAAAAAACUUUAUUUUUGUCUUUCUUUGAAACUCCACCACUAGAGGGCGCGGCUCACCACUGGCAGCAUGGAGAGUUCUUUAUCGGGAUAUACGGGGGGAAGGAAAACAACCACCUCCAGCACCAGACGGACGUGAUAAGAACCCUUCAUCGGCUUGAAGUGUGCACCACAAAGGGCGACAACCGCAAGGAAGGCUGCAGGAUCUACAAGGACAAAGACAUAGACGGGG
This is a messenger RNA of Doryrhamphus excisus (bluestripe pipefish), 3671 nucleotides long. The record is from RefSeq and is a predicted model, not a curated record. NCBI's taxonomy places the organism in Eukaryota, Metazoa, Chordata, Actinopteri, Syngnathiformes, Syngnathidae.